Molecule: messenger RNA, 579 nt
Organism: Vicia faba (fava bean)
Lineage: Eukaryota; Viridiplantae; Streptophyta; Magnoliopsida; Fabales; Fabaceae
Source: the annotation of a GenBank genome assembly
AUGGAGAAAGGAUUGGCAACACAACAUUUUGGUUUGCUUAGGGUUAAGAGAGUGCAUCGUUCCAGCUUAUCUCAAUCUCUUUAUCUCAACUCAUCUCGUCGUCGCGAAUCAACUCUUUCAACUCAAGCUGACGUCAUCAUCUCCUUCGGAACACAACCGAUCACUACCUCCGCCUUCUGGCUUCCCAGACAUCGUUCCGCUUCAUUUCGAUGCGAUGGAUUUACUUCUUACAUCGAUCUCUUCUCAGAGCCAUCAUCUCCUUUGUUCGUCUGUUCAGGUUCCACUCAUCUUCUUCAAUCCGCACAAAUGCGCCGCUAUGGACAUGCAUUCAACACCUUCUCCGAUGAAGAUCAUUACGGCAUCGAUAUUCAUCACUUCAUUCUCGAAGCACUGUGUCACUUCUGUUUAGUUUCGCCGAGUUUUUCAUUUGCCCUUCACAAGGCUCCGCUCUCAGUCUCCAAUCUCGUCUCGCAUUCAAUCGAAUCAAAACCCGCAAGGAACAGAAGAAGGAGUUUUCGGUUUCGUAAAAACAGAUUCAACGCCAGGAAAAUAAUAUGUGCAAAACGAAGAACAAAAUAG